ACAUUUGUCAUUGUCAGUAAAAAUGGCGAAUCGAACUGUUAAAGACGCGAAGUCGAUUCGCGGUACUAACCCUCAAUAUUUGGUGGAAAAGAUAAUACGGUCACGUAUUUACGAUUCAAAAUAUUGGAAAGAAGAAUGUUUUGCCUUAACAGCAGAAUUAUUAGUAGACAAGGCGAUGGAGUUACGAUAUAUCGGCGGCGUGCAUGGUGGAUUCAUUUAUCCAACUCCGUUCCUCUGUUUAGUACUAAAAAUGUUACAAAUACAACCUGAAAAAGAUAUUGUAGUUGAGUUUAUUAAAAACGAAGAAUUCAAAUAUGUUAGAGCGUUAGGCGCAUUUUACAUGAGAAUUACUGGUACGUCACUAGACUGUUACAAAUAUUUAGAGCCACUGUAUAACGAUAACAGAAAAUUACGGCGGCAAAAUCGGGAAGGGCAGUUCGAAAUAGUGCAUAUGGAUGAGUAUAUCGACGAGUUAUUACGUGAGGAGCGCUUGUGUGAUGUUAUUUUACCGCGAAUACAAAAACGACACAUACUUGAAGAAAAUAAUGAACUUGAACCAAAAGUUUCUGCUCUUGACGAUGAUUUGGAUGAAGAUAUGCCUUCAGACGAAGAGAAUUUAGAUACAGAGACCAAAGAAAAUAAAAGAGAAAAGGACAGAAGAGACAGAGAUAAGAGACGGGAAAGAUCCCGUGAUCGAGACAGACGUGAUAAAGAACGUAAAAGAGAAAGAUCGAGGAGCAGAGAUAGGGAUCGGAGGUGGGAGAGGGAGAGAGAGAGGGAACGGGAGCGGGAAAGAGAGCGAGAACGUGAGAGAGAAAGAGACAGAGAACGUAUCCGGGACCGCGAGAGGGAAAGAGAAAAGGAAAGACGGGAUAGAUACGAAGUUGAUAGACGGAGAGACAGGGGACGGUAUUAGUUUAGGAAUAAAUAUUUUUUAUCAUAAUUAUA
This is a messenger RNA of Melitaea cinxia (Glanville fritillary), 948 nucleotides long. RefSeq names its product pre-mRNA-splicing factor 38 (gene Prp38). NCBI's taxonomy places the organism in Eukaryota, Metazoa, Arthropoda, Insecta, Lepidoptera, Nymphalidae. The transcript is spliced from 2 exons. Gene Ontology annotation, cellular component: precatalytic spliceosome. The coding region runs from base 23 to 916 and encodes 297 amino acids. The record is from RefSeq and is a predicted model, not a curated record.